Molecule: messenger RNA, 1175 nt
Organism: Serpula lacrymans var. lacrymans S7.9
Lineage: Eukaryota; Fungi; Basidiomycota; Agaricomycetes; Boletales; Serpulaceae
Exons: 4
Coding region: 30-1109 (359 amino acids)
Molecular function (GO): Hsp90 protein binding
Source: RefSeq, a predicted model, not a curated record
GAGUCUCUGCUUUUCGUUGUGUCGCCACCAUGUCUUCCCAGAAUCCAGCUCCGUUGCCUCAACCGGUCUCUGUCGAUGAUAAACUCGCAGCCUUCGACUCUAUCCCGUUGUUUAUGAAAUCCCUCCCAACGGAGGACACUACUGACGUUGCUCUCGAAGCAUUGCAAAGCUUGGUGCAUGAGGGGACACCGGAUGAGGUCGCUCAAAACUUCAAGGAGCAAGGAAAUGAGUAUUUUAAAGGAAAGCGAUAUCGUGAAGCAUUGGGCUUUUACACCCAGGGUGUGGACGCGGAACCAACAGAUCCUGUCCUUCGAGAGGCUCUACUAUGUAACCGCGCAGCAUGCAAUCUAGAACUCAAGAACUACGGGUCCGUACUGAGAGAUUGCUCACAAGUCCUCAAGAUUAACGCUCACUCAUCAAAGGCCUACUUUCGUUCAUCGUCGGCCUUGCUUGCAUUGGAACGAGUAGAAGAAGCUCUUGAUUGUUGUGAUCAUUGUCUACAGUUUGAUCGUGAUAACCAGGGUAUCAAAGGCGUGCGUGAGCGCACAGUCAAGAUGAAAGAACAGAAAGAACGCAAAGAACGAGAACGGCUUGAAAGGAUUCAGAAAGAAGAGGAAGAAAAAAGGCGGCUCAAGGCAGCUUUUGACGACCGAAAUUUGGUAUCGAUAAUAAACCCACAAGGGCCUUCAGACAACCCAUACAAGCCUCACUUCGAACCACUGAAUAAUUCAGAGCUGAUAUUCCCUGUGUUUUUCCUGUACCCACAAUAUGCGACUUCGGACGUCAUCUCUCAUUUCGCCGAAAAUACCCACUUCUCUGCGCACUUGAUUCUGAUGUUUCCUCCAGGAGCUCCGGCACCCGAAUGGGAUAAAAAGGGGGAGUAUGUGGUCAGCGAUCUAGUUGUGUAUGCGAUGACGCACCGAAAACGCCUGUUGAAGAUUGGAAAGAGAAUGACCUUGCGGGAUGUUUGCAAUGCAACGAAAGAGAAAGAUGGGGAUGCAAAAGAUGGUUUGGAGAUCAAAGAUGGGUGUUUAACAUUUGUGGUGUUGGUUAAGGGUGAUGUUGAAAAGAACUGGGUGGACGAAUUCAAGAAAACUAGGGACGGCUAGCAUUAUAUUGAUGUUAUUGAAAUCUACCUAGACUUGCACUUGAAAAGGUGGAAUCGUGACCAUAUU